Molecule: messenger RNA, 2396 nt
Organism: Patiria miniata (bat star)
Lineage: Eukaryota; Metazoa; Echinodermata; Asteroidea; Valvatida; Asterinidae
Product: adrenocorticotropic hormone receptor-like
Exons: 1
Coding region: 1362-2348 (328 amino acids)
Biological process (GO): G protein-coupled receptor signaling pathway
Cellular component (GO): membrane
Molecular function (GO): G protein-coupled receptor activity
Source: RefSeq, a predicted model, not a curated record
UUUUCGUAAAAAAUGUAUACGAAAAACGAUGUAAUCUCCCAAAAGAGGGUGAAACACCCCUUUACAAAAUAAAUGGAUCCGUCCUCAGAAUGAGCAUUAGGCCGUGGCCGAAACGGGCUUCCAGAGCUAUGGCUACGUCUAUUGUCAGCGCGGCACUGCGUGUUUUCAAUAGGUGCAGGCCAAGACCUAGCUCUGAGCUAUAGACAGCCGAUUCGGACGCAGCCUUAAUUUUGAUGAAAGUCAGGCCGCGAAUCGAAAAGUUUUUUUUUUUUUACGGUAGCUACUUGUCAGCUUGUUGCUAAAUAUAAUUAUGAUUUCAUAAGUUAGGCACAGUACAAGGACGCGUUUGUUCUUAGAACAAAACUAAUCAGCAAAUAUUGCCACAAAGCAGGUUUUUAGUAGUCAUCCGGGCAUGCUCGGACGGGAAGAAACUCGUCGAGAAAACCGUCAGCACGACUGAUUGAUCGAUCUUUUGACUGAUUGAUCUGACAUGGUUGCCUGCUAUUACCCAAAAAUGCCAUCCAAAGUGUAAUAUUCCAAUUUGGCUUGUUUGAUCUGACCCAAAACCUUUUAAUCCAUUAAGGAACUGACCUACAGGAAAUGAAGCCUGCAAAUUAAGCUGGUGGGUUCCAUGUACAGUGUUCAGAAUGGCAAGCAUCCUGAAGGUUAUCAGUCAAGUGACGUUAGAUAGAUACUGUUCACGUGUACAUGUACAAAUGUAGGCACCGUUUUACUACAGCUCUUGAUGGAGAAAUUAACAAUUUAGUGCCGGGUUUAUUUUUGCUGAACAUUUUGAAAUUUUCAAAAGGCAAAAUUUCCCAGCCAACUUCUGAUGAACAGCCAAACGCCACAAUGCUGACUCACAAGAGUGAUUUCAACAGUAUUUGUCCGAUGAAAUUGUGCUGAAACCUUGUAUGUUUCGAUACCCUGGGGUUUACACUGGAACGUAAAUUCUGUACAGCAAUAGGCCAUGUAGAACGGCCCACACAACGGUCAGCGUAUGUUUCACCUCCACAGAUUCGGUGCGUGUAAAUGUACAAAAGGCACGAAGGAUUAACGUGUUUAGACGUCACCCAGAGGCGAGAAGAGGCAAUCUUGACAUCUUAAUCCAUUAGCCAUCAGCCGUAUCUGUGCACAAAAACAGCAAGUGCCUGUGAUCACGGCCUCCGGCGCAAACGGGUUAAUGGCUGUUUGACAGUAAGCACCUCUUUGACUUCGCAAGAGAUCUGGAUGCCAACAAUUUUGUUUUGACACUGGCUCCACUUGGACAGGAAUUGUGUACAUAAAAAUUUGAUGCCUUUUUUAAGGGAAAGACAGCAACAAGGCAAACUUAAACUGGCACACCAACACCUCUGGUCAUCAUGGAAACUACAUGGUCACCCGAUGAAGGAACAACUGUCACUACCAACACAACAGGAGACAAAGAUGAGAAUGAAUUCACCUCAACAACAUUGUUGAUUUUGGUCAAGGUUUUGGCAGUGCUUGCGAUGUUUCUGUGCGUCUUACUGAAUCCACUGAUGCUUUUCACCUUGCGUCGUGUCACCAGCAUCCAGCCAACAACCAAAAUAUUCAUGGCUUCUCUCACCCUGUCUGAUCUGUGCAACAACUUAUACUGGAUCCUUGCAUUAACCGAAUUGUUUGCUGGAUCUCGGUUGCUGGGGGAUUUUCUCUGUGUGGUAAACGGUGUCACUAGCUACCUUUUUGGCAGUUUGAGUAUUUUUUCUCUGUUGAUUCUGACUGUGGAUCGUUAUAUCGUAAUUUCCCGUCCUCUGCAAUACCCUUCAAUCAUGACUGUGUUCAGGUCAAAGAUAAUUGUGUUUAGCUCAUGGGCUGCAGUGAGCAUUUUCUGCAUUUUAAUAUUUGGGAUUGAUGGGAGUCGUAUUGUCUCACUGGAUACCCGUUAUUAUGUUUGCAUAGGACAUUAUGACUGGAGGAAUUCUCUGGCUGUUUUUCUAGCUGUUGUCACAAUUCUAUCAAUAUUCAUCAUGUAUGCACACAUCGCUCUGAUAGCUCGCAACCACGCCCGACGCAUUGCUGUUGAAAACCAAGCAGGCAAUGGUCAAGGUGGGCAGAGAAUAAACACCAGAGCAACCACCACCAUCAUCAUCAUAACAGGGACUUUAGUCAUCACCUGGAUUCCUACAGUCGUUAGGUUGCUGAUAGUGAUACCAUCUCCACAACACACAUGGACACAGUACCUGGCUGGCAUGUUCACAAAUGUUCUGCUGUUUUGCAAUGGCUGGCUGAAUGUUAUCAUUUACUACCUGAGGAAUAGGGAUCUUCGUCAGGCACUGCGUGCUUUACUAUCUGACUGGCAUCAAAGUCUGCAACAAAGAUUCUUGCAUUAAAGGGAAUGUACAUCAUUGGCUUCUGCUUUAAUUUUCAGAAAUGAACUU